UUUUCCCGCCAUUUCCAGCUCUUCUUGAGAACUGAUUGAUUUCGGUGAGAUCCGAGGCCUUUUGGGAUCACUGCGGCCAAGCAGAAUGGAUUGGUUUCACUGCAACCGGUGUUUCCGAAAAGAUGGGGCCCAUUUCUUUGUCACCAGCUGUGGCCAUAUUUUCUGUAAAAAGUGUGUGACUCUGGAAAAAUGUGCUGUUUGUGGAACUGCCUGCAAGUAUCUGGCUCUUUCUGAUAAUCUGAAACCUCAGGAGAAGAUGUACUUCAAAAGCCCUGUGGAUACAGCUUUGCAGUAUUUUAGUCACAUCUCUCAGGUGUGGAGUUUCCAGAAGAAGCAAACAGAUCUGCUCAUCGCCUUUUAUAAGCAUAGAAUUACCAAGUUAGAAGCUGCCAUGCAGGAGGCACAGCAAACGCUGACUAACCAGGACAAAGAGCUGUCAGUCUUAAGGAAAGAGAAUGGAGAACUGAAGAAAUUGCUAGCCAUCAUAAAGGAAUCUCCAAGUUGGUACCAAGGAAGCAGGUCAACCACACCUCGACCAGUGGGCAUUACUUCUCCAUCACAGUCAGUUACUCCACGACCCAGUUCUCAGCAUAGCAGCCAAGUGGUCAGUCGGUCCUCCUCAGUGGAGUCUGUCCCUUAUAGAGUGGCUGGCUUUAGUAACUUGGGACAGGGAGCCAGAGCGCUGCAGGGAAGGAGCACUCCAAGAGACUCUUUUACUGAAACCCCUUCACCAGCUUCCACUCACAGCCUAUCUUAUAGACCUUCAUCUGCCUCCUCCGGACAGGGGAUUUUUUCUUUCAGACCAUCCCUAAGUGGUGGGGAUUCAGGUCAAGCAGGAGUCCUCACCCCCAAUAAUUCAGGUCAGAGGGAGAGCAGAACCACACUAGAGGGUCUUCCUGGUUUCCAGCUACCAGCCCUACAGAAUCUCUACCAACAGAGGCAGAUGGGAUUAGCCAGGGGGAGAGAAGCAUGGAACACUCCCACAUAGACCAUCUUCAAGAUCUGAUCUAUACAUACUGCUGAAGGACGGACGGUAGCAUCUCAUACUCAUUUAGGUGUGAUGGCCUUGGAAAAUGUACCCCUACCUUGUUUCCUGGUUUCACCCUGUACCUUCUCUCUCUCAAUCUUAACCCUAUACACCCUGUAUUACUUCCUACGAAAAUGGUCAGGUCGGAGCUUCAGGAAGAUGUUUGUAUCUCUCCUACAAGAUACAGAUAGCUCCCUUAUUUUCUGCAACUUGAAACAAGGUUAUAAAAACAAUU
Balaenoptera acutorostrata (minke whale) is the source of this 1262-nucleotide messenger RNA. RefSeq names its product ring finger protein 212B (gene RNF212B). The record is from RefSeq and is a predicted model, not a curated record. The transcript is spliced from 15 exons. Lineage: Eukaryota; Metazoa; Chordata; Mammalia; Artiodactyla; Balaenopteridae. Gene Ontology annotation, molecular function: SUMO transferase activity. Bases 86 to 988 code for a protein of 300 amino acids. Gene Ontology annotation, cellular component: synaptonemal complex. Gene Ontology annotation, biological process: protein sumoylation; reciprocal meiotic recombination; homologous chromosome pairing at meiosis.